Sphaerulina musiva SO2202 is the source of this 2163-nucleotide messenger RNA. RefSeq names its product phenylalanyl-tRNA synthetase alpha chain. The transcript has 2 exons. NCBI's taxonomy places the organism in Eukaryota, Fungi, Ascomycota, Dothideomycetes, Mycosphaerellales, Mycosphaerellaceae. The coding region runs from base 156 to 1766 and encodes 536 amino acids. Gene Ontology annotation, molecular function: tRNA binding; phenylalanine-tRNA ligase activity; ATP binding. The record is from RefSeq and is a predicted model, not a curated record. Gene Ontology annotation, cellular component: phenylalanine-tRNA ligase complex; cytoplasm; cytosol. Gene Ontology annotation, biological process: phenylalanyl-tRNA aminoacylation.
CUGACGCAUAGUACAGCACAACACAGUAAGACAGCGAGGGACGGAACAACCUCACAACAUACUGGACAACAUCCCACCUCACUACACGUUCUAGUCCGAGAGAGGGGCUAUACUUUGGCUAAGCACGUCUUUCCUUAAAACCCCCACCCUUCACAAUGGUCGGCACUCGAGGCCCAGUGCCAGUGCCAAUAGGGCAGGCCAAUGGCACCGGACAGGACCUCACGCUGGAUCUCCUGGAAAAGCUCGAGCACAACGAUCCGCUCCAGACCGAUGUCGCCUACCCUGAUGUUGCCCAGGCUCAACUCAAAGCCGCUCUGGACAGACUGGCCAGCAGAGCAAUGCUGGAGUACGACACGAACGAUACCGAGCGUGUGGUGCUGACCGCCGAAGGACAACAAAUUGCCGACGAGGGCAGUCAUGAGUACAAAGUGUGGGAGGCCGUCAAAGCGGCGGGCAAGCUCGCCGUCAAAGAUCAGUCAUUGGCAACACCGAAUGCCAAGGUGGGUCUGGGCAGCGCCAUGAAGUUCAAAUGGGUGAAAAAGGAUGGGGAUGCGCUCGUGCCAUUGGAAGAGAGCGUCAAAGAUCAGACGAGGGAGAUAUUGCAGUACGCUGCACAGACCGGCAGCUUCCCAGACGCGAAGCAGCAGAAGGAGUUUCAAAAGCGAAAACUGGUCACGACGAAAAAGCUCAUUACAUAUGAAGUACGAAAGGGACCGCGAUGGGCAAAGGAUAUUCCGGUAGAGGUUACAGAUUUGACCGCAGAGAUGAUUGAGGAUGGAAGCUGGAAAACAGCAACCUUCAAGCCAUAUAAUUUCAAGGCGUUGGGUACGAACCAGAACGCCGGCACGUUACAUCCUCUGAACAAGGUGCGAGAGGAAUUCCGCAAAAUCUUUUUCAACUGGGACUUCAUUGAGAUGCCCACAGCUCGCUUCGUGGACACGGGCUUCUGGAACUUCGACGCUCUCUUCGUGCCUCAGCAACACCCUGCCCGUGAUUUGCAGGAUACUUUCUACGUAUCAGAUCCAGCAGAGUCUGGACUCCCAGGACCCGAUCCGAUCGCAGACGCUGCCUUGAACAAAAUGGAAGCCGACUCUCGCCUCUUUGCCACAGGCACAUCGCAAGAGGUAAAGUCUCUUGACUACAAGAAGUACUCCGAGGACGUCCGCGCAUGUCAUCAAGAAGGAAAGUUCGGCUCUAUCGGCUAUCGCGCACCCUACGCCGAUUCAGAGACUACGCGACUUGUCCUCCGGACGCACACGACCGCCGUCUCGACAUACUGUCUGCAUCGCCUUGCGGCCAACCCACGACCAGCACGAUACUUUUCCAUCGAUCGUGUCUUCCGUAAUGAAACCGUCGAUGCCACUCACUUGGCAGAGUUCCACCAAAUCGAAGGUGUCAUCGCAGACUAUGGCCUGACACUUGGUGGGUUGCAAGCUUUCUUGGGCAAGUUCUUCGAACAGCUCGGAAUCACCAAUCUGCGCUUCAAGCCUGCCUAUAACCCUUACACCGAGCCUUCUAUGGAGGUCUUUGGUUUCCACAGAGGCCUGAACAAGUGGGUCGAGAUUGGAAACUCCGGCAUGUUCAGACCCGAGAUGCUGUUGCCCAUGGGUCUGCCAGAGGAUCUACGAGUAUACGGCUUUGGUCUCUCGCUGGAACGACCUACAAUGAUCAAGUAUGGUGUGUCGAAUAUCCGAGAAUUGCUGGGGCACAAAGUGGACUUGGGCUUCAUCGAAAGCAAUGCUGCCGUGCGACUGGAUAAGGACUAGAAGCCCCGGCCCUUAGCACUUGGUGCUGAGACUCUCCCGAGUGAUGGCGAGACUGAUGCAAGCGAUGCUUAUACGGAUGUAAGUGAGGCCGAUCGUGAUACCGACCCGCGUGAUGUGAUGGAGAUUGAUGAGUAUGGUGAAAGAUAUGCUGUGAGCAUCGUCGAAAUCGACGCUGAGACUAUGGACGAGCUGUAUGAAGCUUGCGAGGGCUUAGUAUUGCGGGUCAGGCGGUCUAGUAUCUUCUGAUGUGGAGGCGUGGUAUGCCCUGACAGAUCGAUCCCCAUAGCUCACGCGCACUGUGUAGCCGUAGAUCACCAAACAUUCAUGUGAAACGACACUUCUGCACGCUCGAAUUCUCAUGGAACUUGCCCAACUGAAAAUUGAAAAUAAAUUCUCC